Messenger RNA from Populus nigra (black poplar), 1684 nucleotides. RefSeq lists its product as uncharacterized. The transcript has 6 exons. NCBI's taxonomy places the organism in Eukaryota, Viridiplantae, Streptophyta, Magnoliopsida, Malpighiales, Salicaceae. Bases 446 to 1321 code for a protein of 291 amino acids. The record is from RefSeq and is a predicted model, not a curated record.
GAGCUCCUGAUCUUUGCGAGGGCACCUGUUUUAGGUGACCUUUCUGUAGAUCAGGUGGGCUUAUACAGGGAUCUGCUUUAAAAGACCAAACUGUCCUUCUAAAAGGGACCAAAUUAUUACUGCUAUUCUCAGCAAGAUCACCUUUCAAAACCCAGAGUUGAAAAUUGAAUUCACGAGUGGUAUGCAAGGAGUGAUGACAGCCUGCCUCUGCCGAAAUCAAGAGAGCUUCUAUGCCCCUACAUGAAAUCCUAAGACCAUUUCAGAUUCUUGAGAGUAUUCCUCCUUUCAGACGUAGUUCGAGUGAACACAGUCAAGAUCAUCUGAGCCUUCCAUGAACAGCAACCAGGCUCCCAUUAUCCAUUGAUCAAGACGGCAAUCAUAAAUAAAUAUUCACCUGAAGAUAACGGAAGAGUACAAAGAGGAUACAACGUUUGCGUUGACAUAAAUGGGAAAUGUAACGUCAAGUGUGGCAGCAAAAUUUGCGUUCUUCCCGCCAGACCCCCCAACGUAUGAUGUGUUUAGAGAGCGAGAUGGGAGGCUGGCGUUACCAGGUGUAACUGCAGACAAGAACAUGGAUGUUCACUUGUUGGAAACUAAAGUUGGAAACAAGAUUGUGGCUACGUUUUGGAAACACCCUUUUGCAAGAUUCACAGUUUUGUACUCUCAUGGAAAUGCUGCAGACCUUGGACAAAUGCAUGAGCUUUUCAUUGAACUUAGAGCUCAUUUGAGAGUCAAUAUUAUGAGCUAUGAUUAUUCUGGAUAUGGAGCAUCUUCUGGCAAGCCAUCUGAGUUCAACACAUACCACGACAUUGAGGCUACAUACAAUUGUUUGAAGAAGGAUUAUGGGAUAAAGCAGGAAGACUUGAUCGUGUAUGGUCAAUCAGUUGGAAGUGGUCCUACCCUGCACUUGGCUUCUCGCUUACAGAGGUUGAGAGGUGUUGUUCUUCACAGUGCAAUUCUUUCAGGCAUAAGGGUCUUGUAUCCUGUCAAGAUGACAUUUUGGUUUGACAUUUUCAAGAAUAUAGACAAAAUACGACUUGUCAGCUGCCCUGUUCUGGUUAUCCAUGGAACAAAUGAUGAUAUUGUUGAUCUGUCCCAUGGAAAGCGCCUGUGGGAACUUGCCAAGGAAAAAUAUGAUCCCUUGUGGGUCAAAGGUGGUGGUCAUUGCAACCUGGAAACUUAUCCAGAGUACAUCAAGCACUUGCGAAAGUUCAUAAAUUCCAUGGAGAAAAUCUCCAUGGUGAAACCAUCAAAGAAACUCACUCAGAACCAGAGUAUUGAAGUCAAACACAACAAAUGCUUAAGAUUUGGUAAAACUUAGCCAGUUGAAUUUUAGUUCGUCAAAAGAGGUAGUUUGUUUUGAAAGAUGAACCCGUACCAAGAUUGAAUAUGCUUGCUUGAAGGACUUGCAGUUGGUGGCCAAGCAUGUUAUUGCUCAGUAUGUUUCUAAGGAUCAGGGAUUUAUAGGAAGUAUACUUGUUUGUUCCAGAUCCUGUUCAGGUAGGCAUUUUCAGGAAUCAAGUUCAUGUAACUAUUCGUUAGUGAUGUCAAAGUGUCCUGUCAGAAAAUAUGCCCGAUCUGGGUUUUCUUGUAAAAUAGAACUGAGUGGCUCUUUGUAAAAACUAUCCCAUCUAUCUGUCUUCAAUUGCAAGCACUUGCACCUGUCGGCGGUGAUUUUGUAGCA